This is a messenger RNA of Rhinocladiella mackenziei CBS 650.93, 1662 nucleotides long. RefSeq lists its product as uncharacterized. The coding region runs from base 1 to 1662 and encodes 553 amino acids. Gene Ontology annotation, cellular component: nucleus. The transcript has a single exon. Gene Ontology annotation, biological process: positive regulation of transcription by RNA polymerase II. Lineage: Eukaryota; Fungi; Ascomycota; Eurotiomycetes; Chaetothyriales; Herpotrichiellaceae. The record is from RefSeq and is a predicted model, not a curated record. Gene Ontology annotation, molecular function: transcription cis-regulatory region binding; zinc ion binding; DNA-binding transcription factor activity, RNA polymerase II-specific.
AUGACGGACUCGAGAUCGUAUGCGGCUUUGCCCCAGAAACGCUCCCGCAAAGGCUGCAAUGAAUGUCGUCGGCGUCACUGGAAGUGCAACGAGGCCAAACCCUCUUGUGGGUACUGCCAAAGUGUAGGCCGACCUUGCGUCUACUCUCGCCAGUUCUCCUGGGGUGGCCGGCCAUUCAAGAAAUCACGUUUCGGCAAGUGUCUUGACUCGGGUGCCACGGCCAUCAGCAUUGCAUCCACAGCUACAAGCAAGGACUUUGUCUAUGGUGUUCCUUCGAUCCCGGUAUAUAAUGAAUCUAGGUGUCAGGAAAGCGCCAUCAUAACCACGCCCAAUGUGAUACGGAGCGACUUGCAAACCAGUGGCUCUCAGAUACCAAAAUUCACCGCAACUGGGGUUGAGCCUAUCGGGCGCAACGAUCUCGAUGAACCGUCCUCCUCUUUGAUGCCUACUCCGGAGCUUCAUAUUCUUAGUAUAGCGCCCUCUGUUCCUCCGCACCUAAGCUCUCUGUUCGACUACUUCAUCCACGGAAUGACCGUGUCAAUUUCCUGCCAUAAAGGCAUUCAAGACAACAUCUGUUCGAACAUUGUUCCCAUGGCUUUGCAAGUCCCUCACCUCAUGUCAGCCGUAUUUGCCCUCGCCGCUGCACACCGGCCAUCGUCCGACCUUAGCCAAGAAAAUUGCCAGUUUGAGUUGAUGCGAGGCAGGAGCCUGAAACAGUUGAGAUCUGCUUUGAACUAUUUCGACCCAUCUGCGAACGAUCAGGUUCUUGCAACAAUGCUUAUUCUGUGCAUGGCCGAGAUUAUUUCGCCCACCUCAAGCAUGCCUUCUUGGAGACUACAUCUCCAAGGUGCCUCUGCCUUGCUUGCACAGCGUCACAAUACUGGCGACGAAACGGGCCACUCCUCCACGAGUCUCUUUCUGAGAAGAAAAUACCAGGCUCUACAAGCCAUUGCCUUGGCAUGCGGUUCAAGAAGCUACGCCGGAAAUAUAUCACUUUCGCCUUCUUGCGGAGCGGAUGCUCGGAUCGACGACCUAGCCGGAUAUUCCACACACUUGCUACCAAUAUUCAAAGGAAUCAAUGAUCUAGAGAGAGCUCGAGAAGAACAAAUCUCCAAUUUCGUUUACGAUGACCCUCCUGAUCCACCUCAUUUCGACUGCUCUUCGCCAAUCGAGCACCAAUCCCACCUCCUGUUUGAUCGUGUCCGAGCAUUAUUGGCAACAAGAAAGAUGGUAAAGACAAUCCAGAACGCUGAGCUCCCAUGGGCUGUCUAUCACGACUUAUAUUUGCUCGACGAAGCCUACCAUCACAUGGCGAUACUUCAGAUUUUCCGCCGUGGGGCACUGUGCGUUCCUCGUCGGCUAAUCGAGGAGAGCAAACAGAGGAUCCUGAUGUGCCUUUCAUCAAUGACGUAUCAAGCCAGCCCGUGUCCUGGCGUGGCCGCUUUACCUCCAUUAUUCGCGGCGGGUUGUCUGUGUUCUAAUCCAUCAGACAGGGAGAUGAUCCGCCGUCUCUUGAAGACCCUAUGGAUGAACUUUGGAAUGGGUAAUGUCCGAGCAUGUCAAACGUUGCUUGAAAGAUUAUGGAAACAGCAAGAUCAGAUCCAGGCGAGUUCGGAUCCUUUCGUGGUCCAAGAAUGGCAAGGUAAGAUUCACUAUCCAUGA